UGUUAAUUCAAGUGCCCUGUCCAUUCCUCAUUCAUCCUUGUCUAUAUAUUAGCCUUCUGUUGAUCUCGCCUUCCAGAACUAUUGGACCCUAUACAUCAUUUCACCACACAUCAUGCCCUCCUCUGCCGAAAUUGCCGCCAAGUACGAUAACAUCAUCUUGUUGCCGCAAACCAACCAAUUGCUCGGGUUGUACUCCAUCAUUCGUGACUCCCAGACCCGUCGUCCGGACUUUGUCUUCUACGCUGACCGUAUCAUUCGUUUAUUGGUCGAAGAGGGGUUGAACCACCUUCCGGUGGAGCCAAAGACCAUCACCACCCCAACUGGGCUCCCUUAUGAUGGUCUCGAUUUCCAGGGCAAGAUCUGCGGUGUUUCCAUCGUGAGAGCUGGUGAAUCCAUGGAACAGGGCUUGAGAGAGUGCUGUAGAUCCGUCAGAAUCGGGAAGAUUUUGAUCCAGAGGGAUGAGGAGACCGCAUUGCCAAAGUUGUUCUACGAGAAGUUGCCAGAAGAUAUUAGUGACAGAUAUGUGUUUUUGUUGGACCCAAUGUUGGCUACUGGUGGCAGUGCUAUGAUGGCUGUUGAGGUGUUGUUGUCCAGAAAUGUCAUGCCAGAGCGAAUCUUCUUUUUGAACUUGUUGGCCGCCCCUGAGGGGAUCGAGACCUUCCAGGAGAAGUUUCCGCAAAUCAAAAUCAUCACUGGUGGGAUUGACGAGAAGUUGGACGAACAUAAGUUCAUUGUUCCGGGCUUGGGUGACUUCGGUGACAGAUACUACUGUAUUUAAGUCCUAAUACGUAUAUCUAAAUAUCAUAGAGACUGGUACAGGAGGUAUAAAGCAACCAAAGAGACUAGGAUUAGGUGUAUUUAUUUAACCAUUAAUGUAUGAAAAUGUAUCGGGGCGUUGUGCAUCAAAAUGAC
Molecule: messenger RNA, 912 nt
Organism: Babjeviella inositovora NRRL Y-12698
Lineage: Eukaryota; Fungi; Ascomycota; Pichiomycetes; Serinales
Gene: FUR1
Product: uracil phosphoribosyltransferase
Exons: 2
Coding region: 113-778 (221 amino acids)
Source: RefSeq, a predicted model, not a curated record